AUGGACACAGCGCUCAUUGAUCAAGGAUCUGCGUCAUCCUUCGUAACCGAAAAUUUAGUCCAGUCAUUAAGACUUCCAAAAUUAAAUACCGCUGUUAAGGUAAUAGGUAUCGGCGAAACGCAGACGAGCGUUCGACAUGCCGCUCACCUAACAAUUACUCCAAGCAACGCGGAUGCUCCGGUUUAUACAACCACCGCGUUAAUUUUAAAAUCGUUAACGAGAUAUCUGCCAAAUCGUCUCGACAUUCAAAUGCAAUGGUCGCACUUGAAUGGACUAUCGAUAGCUGAUCCCGACCCCGCCGGAUCAGAUCCAAUAGAAAUUAUCAUCGGAGCGGAUCUGUUCGGAUCAUUCAUUCUCUAUGGCGUUCGAAAAGGCGCUGCUGACGAACCGAUAGCUCAAAAUACAGCAUUAGGCUGGAUCAUUUCCGGACCUACCUCGCAACUACGACCGCUCUUACAACCGUCCAUCAGAGUACAUCACUGCUCUGUUACGGAUGAUCUCGAUCAAACUCUCCGUCGAUUUUGGGAAAUCAAGGAAGUUCCUGCGUUGUCGAAACUAACGAGCGACGAAAAGGCUUGUGACGACCGUUUCAAUUCGACACAUUCUCGAAAUUCCGAAGGUCGUUAUAUAGUCAGACUUCCAUUCAAAAACGGACCUCCACUCGACAUUGGAGUGUCUCGACAUUCCGCGCUUCAAAGUUACCUUCGAACUGAAAGCCGCAUUAAAGCGGACUCAGAGAUAUCGUCCGAAUAUCAUAAUUUCUUUAAAAAAUAUUCUGAUCUGGGACACAUGCAACGCGUCUCAGAAACCGACGACUUGACUGACUCAAGUCAAAUAGUGUAUAUUCCGCACCAUGCCGUAUUCCGAGCUAGCAGCUUAACCACGCGAACACGUAUCGUUUUUAACGCUUCAAGCCAAACCUCUAACGGUACGUCCCUGAAUGAUCAUUUACAUCCGGGCCCUAAACUUCAAAAGGCUUGCAGCCGUCAUUCUGCGUUGGCGCACAUUCCGAUACGUUUAUUCCGCCGACGUGGCAAAGAUGUAUCGCCAAAUUCUCGUCGAUCCCUGCGAUCGUGA
Molecule: messenger RNA, 1077 nt
Organism: Cyphomyrmex costatus
Lineage: Eukaryota; Metazoa; Arthropoda; Insecta; Hymenoptera; Formicidae
Exons: 1
Coding region: 1-1077 (358 amino acids)
Source: RefSeq, a predicted model, not a curated record